AUGCCAAGGCCCCAACGAUGCCAAGGAAACUUUAGAACAGGGUCUCUUCCAGGCCUCAACGCCAUUCUUCCUGCGUUUUCUGCCCUCACGAGCCAUAUUGGGCCUCAGCGUCAGCAAUUGGAUCAUUCUAAUUCGUCCACUGCCAAUUGGACAUCCGUCAUCACUGAUUUGUACACGUUCAUGGGCCCAUUCGUUGCUCGGCUCGUGGCUAUGGCAGCCCCGAUGCUCACUGUGACCUUGCAAUGGAACACAAUAUUUCGAGAAGGUAACGUUGGACAGCUAAGCAUCGGAAGCUUCCCGCUGGUAUCAAGAACGAGUCUUACUUUGGUUCCCAUUCGCUCAUAUUCCAGCGAAGAAGGUGGUCUGGCCGGGCCAACAGGUCCUGAGAGCAGAAGAUCGACGACAGCUGGUCAUUAUUCCUGCCCAGCCAGUCCUGUAACUCCCGUUGAUAAUCUCCGUUGUUGAACAUCUGGCCAUGACAAUCCGCGUUGGCGAAAUAAUAACAUUUGCCG
Molecule: messenger RNA, 512 nt
Organism: Guyanagaster necrorhizus
Lineage: Eukaryota; Fungi; Basidiomycota; Agaricomycetes; Agaricales; Physalacriaceae
Exons: 1
Coding region: 1-465 (154 amino acids)
Source: RefSeq, a predicted model, not a curated record